AACGGCUAACGGCUAACAACAGAGCAGAGGAGCAGGGCUGUCACACACAUGUGGUUCAUUGAUUCAUACACAUUUUGCCUAUAAAGUGGUGGGUCUUAAUGCGUUUGACGAGAUGACAGCCAAUGAAGUGCGUCUGUGUGGGCUUCUGCUGCGGGAGCACUUUGGAGAGGUGGUGGAGAAAGUGGGAACUCACCUGCUCAAAAAUGGACCAGAGACUUUAAGAACCAUCAUUCAUGAGACAGGCAUGCCCCUGGAUCAGGUGAAGAAGUCUUUGUGUGUUUUGAUGCAACAAGGCGCUUGUACCUUUUGUUCUGGGCGUAAAGGACCCGGGAGCCCAGCCGAGUACUGUGCCAAUGGGGACCGCAUCCUGAGAAUCCUACGCUACCCUCGGUACAUCUACACCGCCAAAACCCUGUACGGAGACACGGGCGAGCUGAUCAUAGAAGAACUGCUGCAAAGAGGCCACUUAACCAUGAGCGAGACGGUGAAGACUGUGGCUGAUAGACUCACACAGAACAUGGAGGAGGGCCGUAGCAUGGAUUACAGUGAAGUCUCAUCUUCAUUCUCCAAAUUAGUUGAAACCCAUUUCCUUCAGCGCUGCCCUCCGGUGGGAGUAGAGAAAAAAGCCUCUUCUUCAGAUAAUCCCGCUCCUCCAGUCACCAACCCCGAGUCUGCAGAGAGCUUCCCCGACUGUUACAAAGUGCCUCAUGUUACGCUGAUAGGACGAGGGAAACGGCCUCUCGUCACUGAAGAUGGAGAGGAGCAGAGAAACGCAAAAAAGCGCAAACUUGAUGCACAGGCACAUGGUGAUGAGGGCAUUUACUGGCAGGUGAAUUUUGAGAGGUUUCAUCUCCACUUCAGAGACCAGACCAUCAUCAGUGCUGUAGCCAACAAACUCGACCAGACCAGCAGUGAGAUCGUUCGGACGAUGCUGAGAAUGAGUGAAGUGACCACUGCUCCUUUGGCCCCCAGCACAAAGCCCCUCUCAGCCAACGAAAUCUUCAGAUCUCUCCCAUCGAGCUACAGCAUCCAGAGACAAAUAUUAGACCAGUACCUCAGUCUUCUCGUAGAUGAUCCGAUGGAGUUUGUGGGGAAAGCUGGUGAGAGUGGAGGAGGAAUGUUUGUUGUCAAUUUGCACAGAGCUCUGGCCAAUCUGGCGCGGGCAACACUUGAAUCAGUCGUACAAGAGAGAUUUGGAUCCCGGUCGGCACGCAUCUUUCGCUUGUUGUUACGGACCCGUCAUUUAGAACAAAAGCAGGUGGAAGACUUUGCCAUGAUUCCAGCUAAAGAAGCAAAAGAAAUGCUCUACACACUGGUCUCAGAAAACCUCGUCCAACUCCAGGAAGUUCCAAAGACCCCAGAUUAUGCUCCUUCUCGCACUUUUUAUCUUUACACAGUCAACCAGCUGCCCACUGCGAGGAUGCUCCUACAGAACUGCUACAAGUCAGUGGGCAACCUCAUAGAAAGACGCUUGUUUGAAACUAAAGAAAGCAAACGUUUGCUGGAGAAAUCUCAGAGGAUAGAAGCGAUCCUUGCGUCGCUGCAGGCCAGUGGAGCAGAGCCAGAGCAGCUCACUGAGGUGGAGGAGAUGAUCACUGCAGCCGAAAAACAGCAGCUGAGCGCCUUACGACUCCACGUUAACAAGCUGGAUUCAGCAGAGAACCAGGUGGAUGAAACCAUUUUUCUUUUGGAAUCUUACAUUUUCUCCACCAGCUUAACUGCCUGAAGGGACAACACUAGUACAAUAAUGUGAAUGUCAAUACGCAAUUAAUGAUAUGGUAUGUUAUCGUUUGAAGUAUUUGAGUUGGAAUAAAAUUGAGAAAUAUUUUA
This is a messenger RNA of Periophthalmus magnuspinnatus, 1830 nucleotides long. It is a transcript of the gene polr3c, whose product is annotated as polymerase (RNA) III (DNA directed) polypeptide C. NCBI's taxonomy places the organism in Eukaryota, Metazoa, Chordata, Actinopteri, Gobiiformes, Gobiidae. Bases 113 to 1726 code for a protein of 537 amino acids. The transcript has 13 exons. Gene Ontology annotation, cellular component: RNA polymerase III complex. Gene Ontology annotation, biological process: DNA-templated transcription. Gene Ontology annotation, molecular function: single-stranded DNA binding. The record is from RefSeq and is a predicted model, not a curated record.